Messenger RNA from Acanthopagrus latus (yellowfin seabream), 3682 nucleotides. RefSeq names its product ring finger protein (C3H2C3 type) 6 (gene rnf6). Gene Ontology annotation, cellular component: cytoplasm; nucleoplasm. Gene Ontology annotation, molecular function: ubiquitin protein ligase activity. The transcript is spliced from 4 exons. The record is from RefSeq and is a predicted model, not a curated record. Gene Ontology annotation, biological process: ubiquitin-dependent protein catabolic process; positive regulation of DNA-templated transcription; protein ubiquitination. Bases 159 to 2318 code for a protein of 719 amino acids. Lineage: Eukaryota; Metazoa; Chordata; Actinopteri; Spariformes; Sparidae.
AUCUCGUUUUGAGCCACCUAGGAACUAAUGUGGCCAGGGGAGGUUGUUUUGACGGACAGUGUAAUGUAGCACCACUGGUCCCAUCUUGGUUUGAGAGAGAAGGGAGAGCAAAGCAAACCGUCCAUAUUACCGCUGCUUUGUCAGCACUUUUCACGGUGAUGGACCCUCCUGGUGGGGGAGACGAACGGCGGAGGCAGGCAGAGCGUCUUCGACGGGAGGAGGCAUACUAUCACUUCAUUAAUGAAUUGAGUGAGGAGGAGUACCGCCUAAUGAGAGACAGCAACCUGCUUGGCACGCCUGGAGAGGUUACUGCUGAGGAGCUCCGGCACCGUCUUGAUGGAGCAAAAGAGCGCAUGUCAUCUCAGCCCCGUCCUGAGCAGCGCUCGCAGACUGCUGAUUCUGGAGAACAGCAGGGCAGCAGCGGUGAGGGAGACGAGAGAGGGGCUGGAGGGAGACGAGGCACAGGGGGUACGGAGCCCGGAGCAGAAACUUCUAAUGGUGACUCAUUACUGGAGUGGCUUAACACUUUCAGACGCACUGGUAAUGCUACUCGCAGUGGGCAGAGUGGCAACCAGACAUGGCGUGCUGUCAGCCGGACCAACCCUAACAGUGGAGAGUUUCGUUUUAGUCUUGAAAUCAACAUCAACCAUGAUCAGCCUGAGCCAGGGGAGCAUAAUGACACUGCGGACACUGCAGAGCUGCCAGUGACUGCCCCAAACACAACUUCAACCUCUAUACGCACGGCUUCUUCUUUCUCCAACCCUCGCCCUUCAACCACGCCAAGGCCAACCCCAUACCCCACCACCCGCCCAGCCCUCAGUAGGAGGAUGCAGACACGGCGUACACGCAGCAGCACUGCUACUCUUUCUAUGAGCCCCCCUGCACUUCCUGCACCAGUGGCCACCCCAACUGCUGCUCCAAGGAGAGGUGCCACUUUGCACUCUUUAGCACCACCUCCUACUGUUCCCAGUCCUCCUCCUGAUCAAACUGCACCUUUGCAACAACAAGCCCCGAACGCAGACGUAGAGCAGGGCAGUGAUCAAAUGUCUGCCUCUAUAAACUGUCCACGUGUGUCACCCCAGUCUGUAUCUCAGGCCCCAGCAGUUGGACAUGAAUCACGUGGCAGUAGGACUCGAUCACGUGGUCGUGCACGCAGGGCUGCAGCUGGGGGCGGGGUUUCAUCCCGAUUGUCAAGGCGAAGCCGGUCCCCCUUGCACAGAAUACCUGCUACCAGUACCACUCCUCCAUCAAGUAUUGGUAUCAGUGGCUCUAGCAUCCACACUGUUGAGCCAGGCAGUGGCACAAGCUCUGUUUCCAUGGAAACAGGGGAGGCUGUAGCAGAACCUGCAGCUACUACAGAGCCAGCUGUCGAGACAGGAGAGCGCGAGAAUGAAUCGCACGUGAUAGGAUCAGGAAGUUCAGCGGUGCGACGGCACCCAACCAUCAUGUUGGACCUGCAGGUGAGAAGGAUUCGACCUGGUGAAAACCGCGAUCGGGACAGCAUCGCCAGUAGAACGCGUUCUCGUGCCCGCGUUGCUGAAAAUACUGUCACGUUUGAAAGUGACAGUGGUGGAUUUAGACGCACCAUUUCCCGCUCUGAGCGAGCUGGGAUUCGCACCUAUGUGAGCACUAUCCGGAUUCCACUGAGGCGCAUUAGUGAGACGGGCCUUGGAGAGCCCAACUCCACCGCCUUGCGUUCCAUCUUGCGCCAGAUCAUGACCGGAUUUGGGGAGCUGAGUUCUCUAAUGGAGACAGAGGCUGAUUCUGAAACUGUGUCACCAAACCACACAGAUGCUAGUGGUACAAAUAGUAACACCAGCCCAACUAGUCGUCUGAAUUCAAAUGAGAGUGCAGCUAGCCAGGUUGGUACAGGUGCAGUAGAUCAGGAGAGGGUGGGGCUGGUGGGAAGUGAAGAGGAUCAGGGUGGACAGGCCAGGCUCAGUGGUGGGGUAGUGAGCACCACAGAGGGACGGGCCACCAGCAGAGACACCAACAAUCUGGUAGAGAACGGCACUCUACCCAUCUUGCGGCUGGCACAUUUCUUCUUGCUCAAUGAUGAGGAAGAUGAUGAACACCCUAGAGGCCUGACCAAAGAGCAGAUUGACAAUCUAUCCACACGUACCUAUGGUCAGGCCAGCCUGGAGGGGGAGCUGGGUCGUGCGUGCAGUGUCUGUAUCAAUGAGUAUGCCCAGGGCAACAAGCUGCGUCGCUUGCCCUGCUCCCAUGAAUUCCAUAUCCACUGCAUCGACCGCUGGCUCUCUGAAAACAACACCUGCCCCAUCUGUAGGCAGCCCAUACUAGCAGUGCAUCAUGACUGACCUAUUUGCUCACAAACAUAACUAUGACGUUCCUGGCUAGAUGAACUGAGCAGACCCAAGUGGGCUUUGCAUGUACAUAGCGCUUUCAUGGUUAAAUUUCUUUGAAAAUAUCCAUUGUGUUGAAGUUGAAGAAGGUUGAACCAAAAGUGCGGAAAAAAAGAAACUAUAAAUGCAGAGAAUUAACAAAACUUUAUUUUUUUAGACUCUUUGUUUUCAGCAACUUGUUUUAUUUUCUUCUUCCUGUGACCCGUUUCACUGGCUUCUGUCACAAAGCUUCAGAGGCCCAUGUCAAUGGAUGGCAUUAAUGCUUAAGGAGCUCCUGUAGCCGCUGCUGACUAGUCUCACUUUAACUCUUUAAUGUCUGAUUCAUGUGACGUCUCUUUGUCACAGCUGGACUACGCAGAUCACUUCUAGACUUGAUUUAUUCAGUAUAAGCUGUAAAUAAUUCACCACUGCUUGUGUUUAAGGGUUUUGAAGCAAGACGCUCCUCAACUGUUGAGAAUGGAAGCAGGAAACCUUGAGUCUUUCUUUUCUUCUUUUUUUACAGUCACCAUUUUAAAGCUUUGACAUCCAUUUUAAAGUGUCCCUUUAAAGUUGGUAAAGAAAUGUAUGAUUUAUUGGAAUGUGUGAGAUACGAAUUUAAGUUUGAAUUAAGUUUUAUUCUGUACAUCUAGUAGAGUUUGUUUGUUAAACAACAACAACCAUUUCCAUGAACUUGUCCCAUAUAAUUGCAAUACAGAAUUCAUUCAUUAAACUCACCCACUAAAAGCAGCCACUUUAAAGUCAAUAAAAUUAUCUGUAUGGGCAGCCCAAUUUCAGUGAAAUACAGAAGGCAUGUGAUAAUCAGGAAUUCCAAGUUGUAAUUUAGUAUGAGUUGUGCAAUAUGGAGAGAAAAGACAGUAUUGUUUGUUUUGUUGUUCAUUGUUGUUUACAUUGUAAUGCCUGAUUAUCAUCUCCACUUAAAAACAAAGCCUUGUUUACCAUGAAAACAUUGUUUCCUGUUGGUUCAUGUUGCUCUUCCAGAUCAAUACCCAACAGACACCCUGGGAUCUGUGUCAUGAAGUUGCAAAGAGUAUUUGGCUUGAUACAUCUGCUGAGCAAAAACCUGGAACUUGUACUUAGAAAAAAAAAAUUACAGCAUUUUUACAGUUGUCCAGUUGAAGUUGGUCAUGAGAAAGGUGCUGGGAAAUUGAUGUUUGGAGCAUCUGCUGUAACUCUGGCUCCAAAAUGGCAUUUUCUGCUAACGAGAAUCCGUUAACUCUACAUCUCUUUCUAAUUGGGUCUGUCACAGUGCAAUGGUCGCAGUCUAUUUCAGUUCCAGUACUAGUGCAACACCUGAAUGAGGCAGUGUUAGUAAUAUGAUA